Pneumocystis jirovecii RU7 is the source of this 414-nucleotide messenger RNA. RefSeq lists its product as uncharacterized. Gene Ontology annotation, cellular component: ribonuclease MRP complex; nucleolar ribonuclease P complex. NCBI's taxonomy places the organism in Eukaryota, Fungi, Ascomycota, Pneumocystomycetes, Pneumocystales, Pneumocystaceae. The transcript has 3 exons. The coding region runs from base 1 to 414 and encodes 137 amino acids. The record is from RefSeq and is a predicted model, not a curated record. Gene Ontology annotation, molecular function: ribonuclease MRP activity. Gene Ontology annotation, biological process: intronic box C/D snoRNA processing; tRNA processing; nuclear-transcribed mRNA catabolic process, RNase MRP-dependent.
AUGAGCCCUCAAGUACUACGAGAAGCUAUAAAUACGCCUGAAUUUACUUAUUUUCACCUUGAAUGGCAGAAAUCUCACUUAGCAGUGCCUGAUGCACGAGCAUGGCAGCAACGUAUUACAUAUGCACUCCAACAAGCAUUGGGUAUCUCAGGAAUGGCUAUUUCAGCCGAGAUUUUGCAUAUAACACCAGACAGCCAUGCGUAUAUUCGUGUUCCGGGGAGAGAUGGACCGCGUUUUUGGGCAGCUCUUGCAGCAACAGCAGAGAUAGAAGCACCAGUAAUGGCACCAGCCUUGGUUCUAGAUAGUCCAAAGAAAGGGCUUCGUGUUCUUGGCGUUUCUGACUAUCUUAUGGGUCUUCUUCACCGCAGCCGCAGUGUUGAGGAUCAGUAUAACGUAGAAAUGGGAAAACCAUAA